AUGUGGUACAAAUCUGCCCGUCCGCUGGCAGUUUUAACGUCAGUUCUGUCAUAUGGAGUGGCCAACAAAGCCGCAAUAUACGCUGACCAUGACAGUACCGAACAAAACCUUGAAACAUUUACAAGUUUAGAAGCAAAGAAGAAGAAAGCUCGACAGUUAAUUGAACGUCAAAUGGUUGUUGCUGGAAUACCUGGACUUUCGGUAGGAGUCACUGUGAAUGGACAUGUGGUAUGGCGUGAAGGCUUUGGAUUCGCCAACCUAGAGAGCGGAAGUCGUUGUACAGAAGACACGGUGAUGCGGAUCGCCAGUAUUAGUAAACCAAUCACAGCAGCUAUAGCAGCAAGACUCAUUCAGGAUGGGAAACUAGAUUUGGAAAAACCCAUACAGGAUUAUCUCCCAGACUUUCCUGAGAAGAAGUAUGAAGGAAAGCCGGUUACAAUAUCCCUUCGCCAGCUGCUCUCACACACCGCUGGUAUACGGCACUACAAAAAAGAAACAAAGGUAUACAAUCAUAACGCAGAAUAUUUAAUGCGAGAAUUGUUAAAUCUGUACAACUACACUCUAUUAAGCAGCACACAAGGCAAGACAACUGCCUCUCAACUCAAAAUUCUAGUACAUGUGCAUUUCGUUAACAAAUAA
Messenger RNA from Necator americanus (New World hookworm), 639 nucleotides. RefSeq lists its product as uncharacterized. Gene Ontology annotation, cellular component: mitochondrion. Gene Ontology annotation, molecular function: peptidase activity. The coding region runs from base 1 to 639 and encodes 212 amino acids. Lineage: Eukaryota; Metazoa; Nematoda; Chromadorea; Rhabditida; Ancylostomatidae. The transcript is spliced from 5 exons. The record is from RefSeq and is a predicted model, not a curated record. Gene Ontology annotation, biological process: regulation of lipid metabolic process; proteolysis.